AGAAACACAGCAAGAAACUGUUCCACCAUCCCUUGCACACGUGGAAGUUAGUGUGGUGAUCGUGAUGCCGACCAUUCUAGAGCAGAUAGCAGACAUAGAGGCCGAGAUGGCUCGGACCCAACGAAACAAGGCGACAGAGAGACAUUUCGGCGUGCUCAAGGCCAAGCUGGCGAAGCUGCGUCGAGAGCUCAUCACGCCGAAGGGAGGUAGCUCGGGUCCCGGGGAAGGAUUUGACGUGGCCAAGACAGGAGAUGCCAGGAUUGGAUUUGUAGGAUUCCCAUCAGUGGGUAAGUCGACUCUGCUGACCAAUCUGGCAGGGGUGUAUUCCGAAGUGGCCUCCUAUGAGUUCACCACUCUCACCACUGUCCCUGGAGUCGUCCGCUACAAGGGAGCCCGGAUACAGCUGCUAGAUCUGCCUGGUAUAAUUGAAGGGGCAAAGGACGGGAAGGGGAGAGGGAGACAGGUCAUUGCGGUGGCCCGGACCUGCAGCCUCAUAUUCAUUAUUCUCGACGUCUUGAAGCCACUGGAGCACAAGAGGAUCAUUGAGAGGGAGCUGGAGGGGUUUGGGAUACGACUCAACAAGAGACCUCCCAACAUCAGCUUCAAGAAGAAGGAGAAAGGAGGGAUCAACAUGACCACACCCGCGGUACAGUCCAGACUGGAUCUGGAGAUGGUCCGGAGUAUCCUGGCAGAGUACCGUAUCCACAAUGCCGACAUCACCCUCCGUUGUGAUGCCACGGCCGAUGACAUCAUCGACGUUGUCGAGGGCAACAGGAUAUACAUACCCGCCAUAUACCUCCUCAACAAGAUUGACCAGAUUUCCAUUGAGGAGUUGGACAUAAUUUACAAGAUUCCGCACGCCGUCCCGAUUUCUGCCCACCACAAGUGGAACUUUGACGAUCUACUUGAGAAAAUGUGGUCCUAUCUCUGCCUUAUCAGAAUCUAUACGAAGCCAAAAGGACAGCUACCAGACUAUUCAGCUCCAGUGGUAUUGCAGGACGGUCACUCCGGUGUUGAAGAUUUCUGCAACACUCUUCACAAGAGCAUCAUGAAGGAAUUCAAACAUGCUGUGGUGUGGGGAUCAUCAGUCAAACAUCAGCCACAGAAAGUUGGCAAAGACCACAUACUCCAGGACGAGGACGUCGUCCAAGUAGUGAAAAAGAUCUGACCGUUUCCAAUCUUCUCUGUUAUGUUUGUGAUGACUGUGUACUCUGUUGCUGCUUGUGGGUGUGUGUAUAAUAUGUAUGUAUGUCGUUCAUCUCACUCUGACUGGCUGCUCAUUGUGCUCCAUAAAAUUGAUUGUAGUGUGUGGUUGGUGUAGUCAAUCUGACUCUGUUCUCUGAGAAUUUUGUAGUGUCCUCUUCUCUAGACCUUUGAAAGACAUCUGCUGUAACUGCUGGGAAACCUCCUGGAGUUGUUUGGAGUAUGGGUGGGUUGGAGGGAGGUGAGUGUGGCGAGGGUUAUUCCUCAUGAGGUAUUGGGCCAGGAGAUUGACGGGGUUAAAGUCAUAUUGUCUCUCCUCAGUUUCCUCCAGUCCCCUCUCCGACACCUGAGUAAGGAGUUUGUCCAUGCCCAGUACGAGUGUAGGGAGCAGGGACCCCAUCAGAUAAGAGGUCCCUCUGCCUCGUUGCUCCAGCCACUCUCCUGCCAGCAGCUCCAACGGCAGGCUCAGUCGGGACUCUGCCGCGCAUAGCUGGUUCCUAGCUUUUUCGGUAGACGGAGACUCGCUCAUCGUCGAAUGGACGUUUUUCCAAU
Messenger RNA from Geodia barretti, 1755 nucleotides. Lineage: Eukaryota; Metazoa; Porifera; Demospongiae; Tetractinellida; Geodiidae. The record is from the annotation of a GenBank genome assembly.